This is a messenger RNA of Arachis duranensis, 2005 nucleotides long. RefSeq lists its product as uncharacterized. Bases 346 to 1893 code for a protein of 515 amino acids. NCBI's taxonomy places the organism in Eukaryota, Viridiplantae, Streptophyta, Magnoliopsida, Fabales, Fabaceae. The transcript has a single exon. The record is from RefSeq and is a predicted model, not a curated record.
AGGGGGUAAAACCGUAAGUAGCGAAGCCUGAAUUGUUUGGAUGUGCCAUGUGAUAGGUCUCUUUCCUUUCUCCUCUCGCUUUGGCAGCACACACUUCCACUCACUCUCACUCAAUGGUUUCACUUCACUUAUAAACAAAUGCAAACUAUUUAUAAAUUAUAACCCAUUUUUUCUUCUCUCAUUUGUUCUUUUUUUCUCAAUCCACCAAAGCAUUAUAAAUUCACAUGUGAGUUUGAGGGUCCAAGCUCUAUUACUCUAUUGUUUACUAGAUCUUUGACUACCUUACCACUACUACCCUCUAGAUCUUGGAGGAAGCCAGUGCAGAUUGGCUUCACUUCACCACCAAUGGCUCAACUCAUGCACUUGGACUGCAAAAAGGUACUCAUAUUCUCAAUUCUUUUGUUCUUCUUUGUUUCUGUAUGCUUCAGUGCCUGCUCACAACAUCAAGUUCAGACCAAAGAAGGGUUAUCUAGUAGAAUUGGCAGUAGAAGAUUGUUGGAGGAGCAAGAUGAUGAUUGGGAAGAGAAGCCCCUGAAAAAGAAAAGCACUACCCAAUCCCAAUCCCAAUCCAAAAAGAACCAGACCAAGCUAACUAAGCCAGCCACUACUUCUUCCAAGAAUGUCAAAUCUGAUAGCAUUUCUUCCACCACCAAGAACCAAACCAAAACCAUCAAAUCCAAUUCCCUUUCCACCAAGAACAACCAAACAAAAACACUCAAAUCUAGUAGUAACAUUUCUGCCAAGAACCAAACCAAAACCAAAACCAUCAAAUCCGAAAACCUUUCCUCCAAGAGUUCAUCAUCUUCUAAAACCGCAUCCACCGACACUACUGGCCUCAAGAAGCUCAAUUCCACAAGCUCCACCUCCAACAAGAGUAACAAGCAGCUCAACUCCCCUACUACUCCCUCCUCCACUUCCAAGUUCAAGAAGCUCAAUUCCACAUCAACAUCAAAACCUACUUCACCUUCCACUUCAAACAAGAAACCAUUGGAUCUUGCGAAAGCAACCAACAAAACUACAAAGUCCACCGGCACCAAGGAUAAGAACAAGCAAACAAAAACAACCACCAGCCAGGCAUCAGAUUCAGAUCAAACAAAGCCAAUAAUCAAGAAACCGCAGAAGGCUUCUCCUCCAACGAAGAAACCGACGAAACAACCACCACCGACAACAUACUGGAUGGACGAAGACGACGAAGACUUCGUCUCAGAGUUCAGAGAUCUGCCAAACAAGUUCCACCAGACGCUUCUCCCAGACCUCGAAAGAAUCUCCACAACUUCAAAGCUUUACCUCACCAAAGCCAACAGCGAGAUCACAAAAGGCUUCAAACCCUACGUCGGCAAAAAAUAUGCAUCCACCGUAGCCACCGCACUCUCGUGCGCUUUCGUAUUGAUCCCGUUGAUCUUGGUCUCUCUCCUCUGCACACAAAUCAAAGCAUAUUUCUCACUCCAGAAAAUCAUCAUCUUCAUCCAAGUUUAUCUCUCUAUCUACUUCACCAUCCUCUGCGUAUCGUCCUUAGUUACUGGGCUCGAACCGUUAAAGUUUUUAUACUCUACUUCGCAGUCCACGUACCUGUGCCUGCAGGUUCUGCAAACUCUCGGUUACGUUUUCUAUCUCUUGAUGCUCUUGAUGUAUCUUGUUCUUGUCUUCUCCACGGAGUGUGGGUUGGGUUCUAAGUUUUUGGGCCUGGCCCAAAUGUUAGUGGGCAUAGCUAUUGGGCUUCAUUACUACGUCACGGUGUUUCAUAGGGUGGUGUUGAGGCAACCUCCGAAGACAAAUUGGAAGGUUCACGGGAUUUAUGCCACGUGUUUUCUCCUCAUUUGUGUGCUUUCUAGAGCUGAUAGAAGGAAGAAGGUUUACGUUGAAGAUGGUGGAGGAGAAGGCAAGCAGAAUUGAUUAAGUAACUUGUAUUAUUUUUGUAAUACUUCUUAAUUUCAUUCAAUUUUAGAGAAAAGAUUAUAACUAAAGGUUACCGAAAGCAAUAGAGCAAUGAAGCAAGCUUGUUCUU